AGCUCCUCUCCGCCUGAGGCGCCGGGCAGAAGCCGCGGCCGCCGCUCCCUGCGGACCGGCAGUGGGCGGGGAGCGGAACGCGGGAGCCCGGCGCGAGCCGCCAGACAAGUGUUUUUUAUUUUUAUUUUUUUGUGCGAGGCCGCAGCGGCUGCACCCUAGAGCCCUGAACGCACCGUGCAGGGGGAUGCGAGCGGCCGCGGCGGCUGUGUCAGGAGAACCGGAGCGCCGUUGACCCGAGCGAGCGAGGGAGGGGAGGAACUCCCCCGGGGUUGGCCGAGUGCGGGGGAGGGGACGGCGGGAGCGCGGGGCGCACGCCGGGCGGGGCAGGGGGUCAGUGAUGACCGGGCGCGCGGGGAGGCUGCACGCCGCCGCCGCCGCCGCCCGGAGCAUCUGCCGCCGGAGCUGCGGAUCGCGGCCGCCGCCGCCCGGGCCAUGGAGACGCUGAACGGUCCCGCGGGCGGCGGCGCCCCGGACGCCAAGCCGCAGCCAGCCGGCCAGCAUCACCGCCACCACCACCUGCACCCGCUGGCCGAGAGGAGGCGGCUGCACCGCGCGCCCUCGCCCGCCAGACCCUUCCUCAAGGACCUGCACGCGCGGCCCGCCACGGCCGCCCCCUCCGCGGCCCGUGCCCCGACUCCCGCCGCUCCUCGCUCGCCCAGCCUCGCCGGGAAGGCGCCGCCGUCGCCCGGGCCCCCGGCCGCACCCGGCCGCCUCUCCCGACGCAGCGGCGCGGUCCCCGGCGCGAAGGACAAGCCGCCGCCGGGCGCCGGAGCCAGGACGGCGGGUGGCGCCAAGGCCGCCCCGGGGACCAGGAGGGCGGCGCGCGCGGGGCCGGCGGAGCCGCCGUCCCGGGUCGGGAGGUCGGCUGGGGCCGAGCCGCCGCCCGCGGUCGCGAAGGGCCGCAAAGCCAAGCGCGGCCCCGGGGCGCCCCCGGCUCGCGCCCUCGGGCCCCCGGCCCCCGCCGCUCGGGUCCCCGCCGUGACCCUCUCCGUGACCUCGGUGGCCGCCUCGCGGAUCAGCCACACGGACAGCAGCUCAGAUCUCUCCGACUGCGCCUCGGAACCCUUGUCUGAUGAGCAGCGUCUGCUCCCCGCCGCCAGCAGUGACGCCGAGUCCGGCACCGGCUCCAGUGACCGGGAACCCCUGCGCGGGGCCCCCACGCCCAGCUCCGGACCCCGCGGCCCGCCGCCGGGCAGCCCCGAGCCCCCCGCCCUGCUCGCGGCGCCCCCUGUCGCCGGUGCCUGUCUCGGGGGCCGAAGCAGCCCGGGCAGGGGUCCCUCGGGGUCUCCCGGGCCCGGUUCUCAGGAGGAUGUUGGGGGCCGGGCGCCACCGGAGCGGAUGGUUCUCGGGACCGCCAAGGAGCCAGGCUUCGGCGAACAGCCCCGGCUCUUGGUGGUGGCCGAGGAGGAGGAGUUGCUGAGGGAGAUAGAGGAGCUGCGCUCGGAGAACGACUACCUCAAGGACGAGCUGGAUGAACUCCGUGCAGAGAUGGAAGAGAUGAGAGACAGCUAUCUAGAAGAGGAUGGCUACCAGCUGCAGGAGCUGCGGAGAGAGCUGGACCGAGCUAACAAGAACUGCAGAAUCCUGCAGUACCGACUCAGGAAGGCUGAGCAGAAAAGCCUGAAGGUGGCGGAAACAGGACAGGUGGAUGGGGAACUCAUCAGAAGCCUGGAGCAGGACUUGAAGGUCGCCAAAGACGUGUCUGUGAGAUUGCACCACGAACUGGAGACCGUGGAGGAGAAGCGCGCCAAGGCUGAAGAUGACAACGACACACUCCGGCAGCAGAUGAUCGAGGUGGAGAUAUCCAGACAGGCACUUCAGAACGAGCUGGAGAGACUGAGAGAGAGUUCUCUGAAGAGAAGAGGCAGCCGAGAAAUAUACAAAGAGAAGAAAACCAUUAACCAGCAGAAUGGUGGAAUGGAACGCCCUGGGAACUGCAGGUUGGCCACCAAAACCCAAAGGAAGCUGGCACCAAGGCACAAGAUAACCUUCCCUCGGGCUAUUCUUGCCUGGCAGGAUGACAGUGCGGAUUUGAAGUGCCAGCUUCAGUUUGCCAAAGAGGAAGCCUCCCUGAUGCGCAAAAAGAUGGCCAAGUUGGGGCGGGAGAAGGACGAGUUGGAACAGGAAUUGCAGAAGUAUAAGUCCCUCUAUGGUGAUGUGGACAGUCCCCUCCCAACAGGGGAGGCUGGCGGGCCCCCCAGCACCAGGGAGGCAGAGCUGAAGCUGCGGCUGAAGCUGGUGGAGGAGGAGGCCAGCAUCUUGGGCCGGAAGAUCGUGGAACUGGAGGUGGAAAACCGUGGCCUCAAGGCAGAGAUGGAAGACAUGCGGGUUCAGCACGAGCAGGGAGCAGGCAGGGACCACGUGCCGAGCAUUCCUACCUCACCCUUCGGAGACUCACUGGAGUCCUCCACGGAGCUCCGCCGGCACCUGCAGUUCGUGGAGGAGGAAGCUGAGCUGCUGAGGAGAUCCAUAUCUGAGAUAGAAGACCACAAUCGGCAGCUGACCCACGAGCUGAGCAAGUUCAAGUUUGAGCCUCGCCAGGAGUCAGGGUGGCUGGGGGACGGCGUAUCUAAGGGCCCCGGGGCCAGCAUUCCCCUACAGGAGGAGCUGAAGUCAGCCAAGCUGCAGAUCGAUGAGCUCAGCGGGAAGGUGUUGAAGCUGCAGUAUGAGAACCGGCUGCUGCUGUCCAAUGUCCAGCGGUGUGACCUGGCUGCACAUCUGGGGCUACGUGCUCCGAGCCCCCGAGACAGUGACGCCGAGAGCGACGCCGGCAAGAAAGAGAGCGAUGGGGAAGAGGGCCGCCCGCCCCAGCCAAAGCGAGAAGGCCCUGUCGGUGGGGAGAGCGACUCCGAGGACAUAUUUGAGAAGACCUCAGGCUUCGGCAGUGGAAAGCCAUCUGAGGCGAGUGAGACAUGCCCAGCAGAACUCCUGAGGGCCCGGGAGGACACCGAGUGCCUGGUGACCAUAAAACACGAGGCCCAGCGGCUUGAGCGGACCGUGGAGCGCCUCAUCACCGACAUGGAUGGUUUCGUGGAUUCAGGCCUCCAAAGCGAAGGCGAGGGCAGCCCCAAGGAGCCCCACUUGUUGGAGACCAUCAACACAAGGAUGAAGGCUUUCAGGAAGGAGCUGCAGGCCUUCCUGGAGCAGAUGACGCGGGUCGUGGAUGGUCUGUCGCCCCUGUCCCACCUCACAGAGUCCUCCAGCUUCCUCUCCACCGUGACUUCUGUGUCCCGGGACUCCCCCAUCGGGACCCUGGGGAAGGAGCUGGGCCCGGACCUGCAGUCCAAACUGAGGGACCAGCUGGAGUGGCAGCUCAGUCAGGAUCGCGGGGAUGAGCGAGAGGGCCCUCGCCUCCGAGCCGCCCGGGAGCUGCAUCGCCGUGCCGAUGGGGAUUCCGGCAGCCACGGGCUGGGAGGCCAGAGCUGUUUCAGCCUAGAGCUCAGGGGCUCCCCCGUUUUACCUGAGCAGAGUGUGUCGGUAGAAGAGCUACAGGGUCAGCUCGCGCAGGCGGCCAGACUGCAUCAGGAGGAGACAGAGACGUACACAAACAAGAUCCGUAAGAUGGAGGAGGACCACCUGUAUGCCUUGCGUUGGAAAGAGCUGGAAAUGCACAGCCUGGCCUUGCAGAACACCCUCCACAAGCGAACCUGGAGUGAUGAGAAGAAUCUGCUGCAGCAGGAGCUCCGGUCCUUGAAGCAGAACAUUUUCCUCUUCUAUGUCAAGCUCAGGUGGCUGCUGAAGCACUGGAGACAAGGGAAGCAGAUGGAGGAGGGAGGAGAGGACUUCGCGGAGAGCGAACAUGCAGACAGUGCGCAUGGGCUUGCUGAGCUUGAAGUCCAGGGCAGUCACCAGACGGCAGGAGCUGACCAAGAGGAUUCCGACCGAAGCUGCGGCCUUCCCCCGGGAGAGCAUGCCCCACAGUCCCCGGGACAGAUGAGCGAACGUGGAUCACGGCUGCCAGCUGCAGAUGGGGGACCACUCAACAGGCAGGUGGUGGAGAAUCAGCAGCUGUUCAGGGCCCUCAAGGCCCUGCUGGAGGACUUCCGUUCCGAGCUCCGUGAGGACGAACAUGCCCGGCUGCGCCUGCAGCAGCAGUAUGCCAGCGACAAGGCUGCUUGGGAUGUGGAGUGGGCUGUGCUCAAGUGCCGCCUGGAACAGCUGGAGGAGAAGACUGAGAAGGGCCUGGGGGAGCUGGAUUCCUCUGCUGAGGGCAAAGGUGCCCUGAGAAAGGAGAGAGAGGCACACCAGAAGCUGCUGGCUGAUAGCCACGGCCUGGUCAUGGACCUGCGCUGGCAGAUCCACCUCCGGGAGAAGAACUGGAAUCGAGAGAAGGUGGAGCUGCUGGAGCGUCUGGACAGCGAGCGGCAGGAGUGGGGGCGACAGAAGGAGGAGCUCCUGUGGCAGGUGGAGCAGUUACAGAAAGAGAACAGUCCCCGGAGAAGCAGCGGUUUCCUCUGCAGUCCGAAAGAGGAUGAGGCCCACCCUUUUCCACACCAAGCAGGGCUCCGUACACCCCGACCCACGUCCAUGUGGCCCCAUGCAGACACUGACUCCAUCCCAUUUGAGAACCGGCCACUCUCCAAACUGAAGGAGUCGGACAGGUGCUCGGGCAGCGAGAACCUGUACUUGGAUGCACUCUCCCUGGAUGAUGAAGCUGAGGAUACGCCACCCCUCAGGAAUUGCCUUGCUGAGGAAGAAGAAAGUCGCAAGGGAAAUCUUCAAAGGGCUGUGUCUGUGUCCUGUAUGUCUGAGUUCCAGCGUCUGAUGGAUAUCUCCCCAUUCCUGCCUGAGAAGGGCCCACCAUCUGCCAGCAGCAAGGAGGAUGUCACUCCACCCCUGUCUCCCGACGACCUGAAGUACAUCGAGGAGUUCAACAGCAAAAACUGGGACUACACAUCCCACAGGGCUGGUCCCAGCAGGCCUUCAGACCUCUGGGCAGACAGGACCGAGGCGGGGCAGGUAGGACACGAAGCCAGCACUGAGCCUUUCCCCGACUCCUCCUGGUACCUGACCACGAGUGUCACCAUGACCACAGACACCAUGACCAGCCCAGAGCACUGCCAGAAGCAGCCACUGCGGAGCCACGUCCUCACGGAGCAGUCUGGGGUGCACGUACUCCACAGCCCGCCUGCCAUUCGCCGGGUUGACAGUCUAGUGUCUGGGGGUGAGGGCAGGAGCAGAGUGGACCCUGAGGGCCCCUUUCCCAUGAGCAGAGCAAGAGGGAACCUGGCAGAUGCCAAGGGAGGCCAUCCGGAACCUGUGCUCAACAGGUGGUCUUGCACCCCACCCAGACACCCCCGAGACUAUGUGGAGGGGUCUCUCCGCCCCCUGGACAGACCCACCUGCCCCUCCCUGGGAUUUGCCUCCCCACUGAACAGCUUAGACAUGUCUAAGAACAUGAGUGACGACAUGAAGGAGGUAGCCUUCUCUGUCAGGAAUGCCAUCUGCUCCAGUCCCGCGGAACCACAAGUCAGGGAUAUGGCCUGCCAGACCAAUGGGUCCAGGACGGCGGGGACACAGACAGUCCAGACAAUCAGCGUGGGCCUGCAGACCGAGGCCCUCCGUGCCAGCGGCGUCACCAGCAGCCCCCACAAGUGUCUCACGCCAAAAGCCGGAGGUGGCACCACCCCUGUGUCUUCUCCUUCCCGAAGCCUUAGAAGCCGACAGGUGGCCCCUGCCAUCGAGAAGGUGCAGGCCAAGUUUGAACGCACCUGCUGCUCCCCAAAGUACGGUUCUCCCAAACUUCAGAGAAAGCCCCUCUCAAAAGCUGACCAGCCAAAUAGCAGGACCUCACCAGGCACAGCCCAGAAAGGGUUCAGCGAGUCGGCCUGGGCCCGCUCCACCACCACAAGGGAGAGCCCUGUGCACACCACCAUCAACGAUGGCCUCUCCAGCCUCUUCAACAUCAUUGACCACAGUCCUGUGGGGCUGCGGGCUGGGAGCCGGUCUCGCUCAGCGGAGCCCCGACAGGAGCUGGGUCCAGGCCAGGAAACGGGCACCAGUUCUCGGGGAAGGUCGCCCAGUCCCCUAGGGGUGGGCUCCGAGGCGUGCAGGGAGGAUGGGGGAGAGAGCACACCAGUGAGGCAGGACUUGUCCGCCCCCCCUGGCUACACACUCACUGAGAACGUGGCCCGGAUCCUCAACAAAAAAUUGUUGGAGCAUGCCUUAAAGGAGGAGAGGAAACAGGCCGCCCAUGGCCCCUCGGGCCUCACCGGCGACAGCCACGCUGGAGAAGCAGCACCAGCCGAACCAGGAUCCAUGGAGGAACUACCUUGUUCUGCGCUCGCACCAUCCCUAGAGCCCUGCUUCUCCAGGCCAGAAAGACCAGCAAACCGCCGCCUUCCAUCCCGUUGGGCCCCACCUUCCCCCGCUGCCUCCCAGUCUCAGUCACCCGGAGACCCUGUGUCGUUGGAGGACCACGGUGAGGAGGAUCCGACAGAGGAGAAGCCACACCUGUGACGUGAUGCAAGCUUGCAUGGAUCAUCGCGGGAAUGAGUCCCUGUAAUGCAGAACCAGACCAUCACCAUCAACCGACCUCUGCCGAGAAGGAGAGCUGUAGCUUCCUCAAGGUCAAAGGAUGUCUUUACAAAUACACGGCUGCUGAAUGUUCAGCCUGGUAACCUGAGAUGUUUCGGGAAUGAAACAGUUAAGCGUGCCUGUAAUAAUUUUUUUCAUAGCUCAGAAAACUAUUUUUGUCUCCAUCUUUUUUUACACACAAUAUAUUAAACAAAAAAAGGUAAAUAAGAUAUAAAUAGAUUUAAGAGUUUUAAAAUGUACAUUUUAAGAGAUUCCCAACACCCUUGUUCUCGAUCCUGACUGCCUCUGUUAAAUUUGCACUGUUCCAUUUUGCUUGGGUUUCUCUGUGUUGAGAUCAGCGUGUUCUAAGUUAAAUUUUGUUUUGUCCAGUAUUAAUUUUUUUAGGAGUCUUUUUUUUUAAUGCUUUGGACCGUCUAACUCAGUGAACUCUUUGUAGUGAAAAGGCCAUGAGGCCAGAAGACAAGAGUGUCUGUGACCUGGAAGGAUGCAGGUCAACAUUUCUGCAACGGUACGGAGCCCCUCAGAUGGACUUAAGGCUCACUGAAGGACACGUCUUCUGCUCGGCCUGGCCGCGCGUCUUCGGGCACCUGUACAUACACCGCUCCGUCCCUGCCAUCACCUGUGUGUGCGUCGGCCUGGCCCACUGUAACUCGUGACGUUCCUUGUGCUGUACUGUACUGUUGGUCCCCUUGUUCCACUGAGACAACAGCACCAUUUUUAAAUUAUUGUUAAAACAUUAACUGGCGGUGUACAACGCUCACUCAAGAUUUUCUUGUUUAAGGAAAAGCACUACAAAAAAAAAAAUCACGCGGAUGCCAAAUUGAGACAAAUGAUGGUGCCUCAGAGUCUGUCUGAGACUGUGAUGACACAGAAAUAAAGUCCUUCCAAGGAGACA
Meriones unguiculatus (Mongolian gerbil) is the source of this 7432-nucleotide messenger RNA. RefSeq names its product microtubule crosslinking factor 1 (gene Mtcl1). Lineage: Eukaryota; Metazoa; Chordata; Mammalia; Rodentia; Muridae. Gene Ontology annotation, molecular function: microtubule binding. The record is from RefSeq and is a predicted model, not a curated record. Gene Ontology annotation, biological process: microtubule bundle formation; establishment or maintenance of epithelial cell apical/basal polarity; regulation of autophagy. The coding region runs from base 433 to 6459 and encodes 2008 amino acids. The transcript has 16 exons. Gene Ontology annotation, cellular component: microtubule bundle; spindle pole; lateral plasma membrane.